Messenger RNA from Perca fluviatilis (European perch), 2293 nucleotides. It is a transcript of the gene mief2, whose product is annotated as mitochondrial elongation factor 2. Gene Ontology annotation, biological process: mitochondrion organization; positive regulation of mitochondrial fission. The transcript is spliced from 7 exons. NCBI's taxonomy places the organism in Eukaryota, Metazoa, Chordata, Actinopteri, Perciformes, Percidae. The coding region runs from base 1 to 1395 and encodes 464 amino acids. Gene Ontology annotation, cellular component: mitochondrial outer membrane. The record is from RefSeq and is a predicted model, not a curated record.
AUGAACUUCCAGGGGAGUCGGAGGCGAGGAGAGGAUGGCAUCGCUAUGGUGAUUGACUUCCUGCUGUCUAAUGCCCGGCUGAUUCUGGGAGUUGGUGGGGCUGCCAUGCUAGGAAUUGCUACACUGGCAGUGAAACGGCUGAUAGAGCGCGCAGGCCGUGCAGCCGAUGAUGAAAAGGUGGAGCAGAAGAUGGCUGAGAGCUGGGAGGAGUUGAGUCUGGUCUCUGCUUCCCCCACACUGAUCAAGAAGGGCAUAAAGGGUGUGGUGAUGAAACAUGUUGCCAAGGCAGCCAAACAGCAGAAAGCUGACCUGUGCCAACAACCUCAGAUGUCCUCUCUGGAGUCUAAACCGGAGUCAAAGUCCAAGAGGCUCCAGCUGUGCGUCCUCAGUUUGCAGGAGCGACUGCAGCAGUAUUAUCACACGAGGGCAGCACUAACUCCACAUGAGGUCCAGAGGGCUCAGUCUCAAGCUCUGGACAUCUGCACUGAGAUCCAGGGCUUUCUGCACAGCCGUCUUCCUGACAUGCCCCUGGGAGAAAUGAGCCUCGGAGGUUCUCUACUGGAUGACCUGCAGGUGGUUAGCGCGGACCAUGCAUGUCUGCUGGUGCCUCUACAGCUGGAAGCCUCUCUGUGGCGUCUCAUCCCGGGAGAGGAAACGCUGCUCACACACCCGCUGCACUGGAUGGUCCGCCGGGUCAAUCUGGAAUAUUUUCCCAGAGGACGCAGCUACUGGGACAGGUACCUGGUGGGUGGUUACCUGUCCGCAGAAGCUGUUGUGAACAUGUUUAGUAAAGCUGUCAUGGAAACUAUAAACUGGCCGUCCAUCAGCAGCACUCUGGACUGUCUCGUCAGACCUGUACUGGGAGGACCAGAGCUAAAACUGGAGAUUCGGCCUGGAAAUGAGUGGGCCGAGAGCAGUGAUCAGUCCCUGUUCAUCUCCAUGCUGCCUCUGCUGAGGGAGGGGGACGUGGUUCUGACCGCCCAGCCUGAGCUCACCUCUCCCUGGGUCAACGCCUGGCACCUGUCUCUCUACCCGUGGGAGACUCAGCGCCUGACUCAGCUCGACACCGCUGACGACGGAUACCGCAGACACACACUUAAAAUCCUCAAGGCUGCGUGCAGACUGAACCCUGCCCUGCGGCCGCUUCAAGCCGCCCCGCUUGCCAAUCUCAUCCUGCACCUCAGUGACAGUGAGAGCGACUGGUCCGAGAUCAGCGUUCAUGUGCGAUUCCAGCAGUGCAUCACAGAGCUGAUUGGCUACCUCGAACAAGAGGCGUUACACAGUUACUUCAAGCCAGCUGUCAAUCUGCUGAGCGGCUUGUCGGAGGACCAGGUGGACCAGAUGGGCUUCAUGCUCUACUGCGCUGUGUCAGAGCCUGAAAUAUUGCUCAUAUAACUGUCUGCACACACAUCUCUCAAGCUCUGACACACACACACACACACACACACACACACACACACACACACACACACACACACACACACACACACACACACACACACACACACACACACACACACACUUCUUCCCACUGUCUAUACUCUUUGGUGAGCCCCUCCGUCCGGCCUUGAUGCAAGGGAACAGGGUACAGUUGGAGUAACAAAAUGGCAGGCGCCAUGGACUGAUGUCUGAACUGGAGGAGGAGAAGCUACAGAGACAUUGCAGAUGUGAAAGUGAUAAUCAAGCUAUAAUAAUCACUCCGAGGAAAGGAGACGUGCCAAGGAAAGGAGCUGAGGAAGUGUUUAUCAAGAUGUUUGAAACGAUGCUUCAGGAUGUGCCUGACAUAAGUGUGCAUUUAAGUUUGCGUGAUUAUUAUUUUUCACAGGGAGUCGGUGAUGGUCAGCAUGGUCACAUACAGUUCAGUAUAUCUAUUAACAUCAGAGGACAGUCUAUUGCUGAAGUGCAUUCAUUCUUUCUAGCCUGUGUGCUCUGCAUUAUUACCUAAAUCUCUUUUAAUAUAUUCUAACUAUGCAGAAAAAUGAAUGACCUGCUGAAAACCAACAGGUUUUAAUGCACUUCUUAAACCAUUAAGUCUCUGAAUUGGACUUAUUUAUCGCCAAGUAUAUAUUUUAUCAUACUGGAGGUUAAAGUAUGCAGUAUUUUGUUUGUCUUGUUUAGUGUUCAGUCUGUUGUUUGGGUAAUAACCCUUUAGAUUAUGAUUAAAGUUGCCUAACCAUUUUAUGCAUUUGCUUUUAAAUACCGUAUGAAUGUUGUGGCCAUUUCUUCAGUUAAAAAUUGAUUUUCUGUGAUUGAAGAGUGAAACUGCUAAUAACAAUUAAAACGCUUGUUUAGA